UUCGCAUUCAUUUCCAAGUUUAAAUAUAAUUGUAACGUCACCGCGCGCAAAAAAACCAACGCCAAAUUUUAAAAGGCCGCAUCGUUUCAAAGAAUUGUGUUAAGAAUCUACGGACUCGUAUUGAGACACAUAGAAAACGUAUCGUGCCUUUAUUUCCAUCGCUAUCACUUUGUGGCGCAUUUUGCGGGCUACAAUGGAUAUUUUUGUGCUAAAAUGUACUUAGGCCCGCUCGCAUGCUCGCGUGGUUGUUCAGACUAAUUUGUCAUUCUUUUUUAGUUCUUAUUUUUCUCAAUGCCCUCUCGUGUGAUAAUAAUAGUAAUAUAGUUGAUGUUCCUGGGCUACAUUCAAUUUUUGGGUCUCUCUAUGAGUCGAGUUAAUCCUCGCCUCGCCUAAUCCUCGAAUCAGUAGUAUAACUAGUAUAGGGGGUCUGUAGGACUGGCAUGAAAGUGAAGCUCUAAGAAAAAAGUGGUCACGCAAACUACCAAUGUCACGCGCCAGGAGAGGACAGCAUGCGACAGGAAAAAAUGUUUUCCUGAACGCGUUUGUGUGUUUAUUUUCCUGUGUACCAUGGUCAAGUAUUGUGCUGUUGCUCUGUGCCGUAAUGGGAGUAAGAAACGACCUGAUCUCAGUUAUUUUUGCUUUCCUACAAGGCCCAAUGAGCGUAAGAAGUGGGAGGUUUUCUGUUAGCGAGCGGAUAAAAAAUUCAAGACACUCGGCGAUCCAAGAAUCUGUUCAUUGCAUUUUAAGGAAAGCGACAUCGAGAUUUCAAUUUCAUACGGUUAGUUCGCAUUCGAAGCGUCUUGCCGAUAGGAAGAGACAGUGUGAUGAACAACCGCAAGCCAAGAAAGUUUGCCCCAGAAAGCUCGAAUUUGAGGACUCCAUAGAGACUUAUGUGGAUUUUAGUGCUGAUGUGGCUUCAGUAAACCAUGAUCACUCGUACUUUUGCAUCGAGGAACAGGCAACACCGACUAUAUGUUGCCCAGGUUGCUCCAGGGGUGGGGGUAUUUGUCCCAAUUUUUUGCCCUACCCGAGGGGCUUUAGCAUGUAAUUGUCACGGCAGCUGUGACAAAUGCCCCUGGGUGCCCGGGGGUCGACCCCUCGGGAUGGCCGCUGAUACCCGAUAAAGAAAUCGCGGCUGGUUUGGAUUCUAAAUAUCAUGAUAAAGACUAUUAGGAUUUUUCAAAACAUGAUUUAUUAUACUUUUUUGUAGUUGUAUACAAUUGAAAAAAGUUAUAUAUGUGUCGAAUAAAAUGAAUGAUGGAAUGAUG
Molecule: messenger RNA, 1268 nt
Organism: Pocillopora damicornis (cauliflower coral)
Lineage: Eukaryota; Metazoa; Cnidaria; Anthozoa; Scleractinia; Pocilloporidae
Source: RefSeq, a predicted model, not a curated record